CGUGACAUCACCUGACAUACCAGACGAGGCUGGGGAAGCUCUCCUAAAAAAGCAGCCUGGGUCGCGUAAAGUGGUUAAGCCAGCGCGACGCGCAUAACGCGUCGCCAAAAAGUAACGUGCAGUAAAGUAAAUUGACAGGCAUCACGAAAACCCUCAACCACCUCACCAACAGACAGGGGAACAACCGAAUCUCCAAACCACCAAAUCCAACACACCUACCACGACCAUAACCGAGUCAUUAUCCCAACUCUCACACACACACACACCAUACUCCCCAUGGCCUCCUAACCCUCUAUGAAUCACGGCACUGGCACCCACUCACAACGGCCCAGCAGCUAUCAGCCAUGGUGCUGCAAGCCGGCGCCAAACGGAGUCUAAGUCUCGAGAACCUUCCUCCCCGGCCCCCGACACCACCGCGGGACUCCGAACCCGUACCUGCCGCUGAGCCGCGGCCUCGCCUGCUUCGACGAAUACUGUCGAUGGGAUUAGGGACCAAGACGCCGCCCAACGCAUCGCCGAAGUCGUCAGCUGAGUCCACCACCACCCCCAGCAUAUCUACGCCGUCGAAUCGCUCGCUGAAGAAGGUGGGGUGGUCGAUUGUGGAUGAGGAGGAGGGGGUGUUGAAUCUGAGUAGCUCGAGGCUUUCGAAUCAGAUACUACGUUCGCUGCCGCCGUCGAGCGAUCAGAAACCGCCGAAGUCGAUAUUGAAACCGUAUAAUGGGGCUACCAUCCCGCUGAACCGGACUUCAUUGAGCUUUGAUAAUAAAUCUAUAGAGCCGAUCACAGACGUGGGCUUUGCGAUAAUGCUGGAGUCGGUGGCGAAGCAGUUGGCGGGUGGGGAUAGGAUGAGCAGGGUCGAUGCGUAUAUGUCGCUCUCGGGGGUGUUGAAGGCGACGGGGAAUCUGCCGGAUCCGAGGGCGUUGAGGGAUAAGAUGGGGUUGUUGGCGCAGUUUGUGCAGAGGGAUAUGACGGCGCAACUUCCGUCUGGGGCGGCUGAUACGGUGCUGAUCAAUAAUGCGCUGAUAUUGCUUGCGAGCCUGUUUUGGAAGACGGAGCCGAUGCCUACUGACUUUUCUGUUUUCGUACUGGAGCAUGCCAUUGCGACUUUCGAGGAUCCGCAGGUUUCGAAGGAUGUUGCGAAGCACCUCAUGUUUGUGGUUGGACAACAGAAUUUCCCGCCGAAGAUCAUGACGCCCGACCGAGCGGCGCGGGUGCUCAAGGCUACACACGAAAUCGCCGAGCAUGUUAGGGGGAAGAGCAUUGUGCUUGGACGGCUGGGGAUAUACAGGAAGCUUUUGAAGCAGGCGAAGCCAGCUUUGGUUGCGAAUAAUGACUGGCUUAAGGAUAUGUUUGAGGAUAUGCUUGUUAGCGUCAAAGAAGUUCGCAACCCGGUCAUUGCAUUCGGAUUCGAAGCAGCGCUGCAGUUUGGGACGCAAUUAAAGGUAUCCCGGGCUGUGGUGGAGUUGUUCCAAGCACCUCACGAGAAAGGGGGGAAGUACGGAAACUACUAUGCCAGCCGUCUUAAUACCGCCAUCCAAACCAAGCAAGAUGUGCCAUCCGUACCGCAGAUAUGGAGCGUGGUCACCCUAUCCCUCCGUUCACGCCCAUCACAACUAGAGCACUGGGAAUUCAUGACCCCGUGGUUCCAAACCCUCCAAAAGUGCUUCAACAGCGGCGACCCUGAAGUCAAGCGCGAAGCCAACUUCGCCUGGAACAGACUCGUCUUUGCCAUCCGACCUGACGAGAAGACAAAUCCCCGCUUCAUCAAGAUGCUGCAUCAGCCGUUUAUUGGGCAGCUCAACCGCAAGAAUAGUAGUAAGCAGGGGAAGGAGAUGUUUCAGGUUACUAUUAGCAGUAUUUGCAAUCUGCUGUAUUAUACUCUGAAUCCUGCUGCGUCACAUGCGCAGCUGAGUUUAUACUGGGAUUCUUACGUCGUUCCGCUAGUUGGGAAGUUGGCAACUACCACCACAGAGCAAGGCGCGGAUAAAGGAACACCAGGGUUGGAUGGCGUGGAGCAGGCAAUUGAGAUCCUACACUCGCUACUCGAGCCUUCAACGCAAUCAUCUGCCACGCCAUGGAAACAAGACCGCGCCAUGGCCGCUGAACUAGUCAAGCCCAGCGAGCUCCCAUCCCUCGACUCGAAGUGGGUGCGCAAGAACUGCGUGCCUGUCCUAGACGUCAUGGAGCAGCUUCUCGAGCAACGAUUCGCCGAUCUCGGGAAGGCACAGAGCCCUGCUACGGAGUUGUGGAGGAGCUUCUUGAUGACUGUUGCUGCUGCGGGGGCUAAGGAGAUUAAAGUCUCUAAUGAAACCAUGGAAUGCGUAGCACGGAUCUUCACUAUGCUACGCAGAUUCUGGCAGAAGGGUCCUCAGCCAGCUACGCAGCGCGAAACUAUGGAUUCAGCAGCCUACCUCGACGGCAUGGUGUACCUCAUAACCGAGAGCGUGAGUAUCCUCGGCAUGCUACCCUUCACCGAGAAAAAGCUCUCCAUUACCGAACAAAACGCCUUCCUAGCCGUCGCCACGCCAUCCUCUCACCGCCUCCCGAAAACAAUUAAAUCACCACUCCAAUACCUCAUCCUCCUCCUUGUCGAAGCAGCAUCGGACCUCCAGUGCAGCACUACCUACAAGGCCGCCGUUCGCGCUAUCCUCAACCCUUUUUACGAGGCCCGGACUUCGCGCACGUCACGCUUCGAGUUCUGCCAGGAUCUAGUGCAGUGCCUCCCCGAAGCAGUGCGCGGGUCUGACGUCUCUCCUUCUGAGACGGUAUGGUCCGUUCUUGCUGAUAUGCUCGCUGGAGCCAUCACCGAGGGCGCCGAUGAUGGACACAGCCAUACACCCAGCUCUAGCGCUAAUAAACCGCAAGAAGGCGAUGUCCUUCGCGGCAUUGUUCGGGUCCUCGAGUACGGCCUUACUACUGUCGUGUUAGAGGGGAUUCCGCACCUGGAAACCCUAUUCCGCGCUGCCUCGAGCUAUAUCAGGGCUGAAGUCGGCGAUGGCGGGCAUGCGCUGUGUCUUGUUGAUCCGCUGGCGAGGUGUCUGGGCGAUCAAUUGGGUCGCACAGAUGUGCGCGCCCUUGCGGGCAUGUGUGCGGUGCUCGUGGGCGAUGCGUGUUACCCCGUUGACGCGCAGUCGCUUGAGGCUGCGCGGAGGAGGUUAUGGGGCGCGUCGACGAACAGUCCUAAGCCUGCUACUACGGAUCCUUAUAAGUAUCUUUAUGGUACUGUUAAUGUGUAUCUGGAGAAGUGCUAUGAGGAGUGUAGCAAAGACGCGAUUGGUGCGGAUGCGCUGCUAACUAGUGUUACUGUUUUGAUUGAACGGUGUCCUGGGACGAAUUCACUGGAUUUGUUCGCUGCGAUCGGGAGUGGUGGUGGGUGUUGGAUACAGGAUGUGAAUGGGGCUGUGAAAUCGAGGAGUUCGACUGGGAAGGCUGUUACAGCUCUCUGGGAAGCAAUCCGCUCCCAGGCAUCGACUACGAUCUCAGGGGCGGACUCAGGAGUAGACAGCACUAUUCCCCUCUCCAAGCUGGAAGCCCUCCUAUCCGCAGGCCUGAACAGCAAACGCAAACCCAUCGCCAAUUCCGCUAUCACCCUCUGGAAUGCAACCUUUGGCACUCAAUCUACACUCACCUACCCUCCCGACGUCGCGAAAGCACUAGCCCGUUUACGCCCGGUUGCUGACCUCAAACUCCCAACCUUCCCAGCAGCAUACGACGAGGCUGCCACACCCAGUGGUCCCCAAUUCAUCGACUCCGAUUCAGACAGCCAAGCUCUCUCAUUCCGCUGUUCCAGCCGCCCGGCCAGCCGCGGUGUAACACCCUACCUUGAAUCCUCGCCCCUUGCUUCACACCGAAAGGCGAAAUCCCCUCACCCCAGCAUCGAACUAUCUAAAUCUGCAUCCAAGAAGCGCUUCUCCACCCGCGCGUCGAAACUCGGUGAGAAGAAGAAGAGAGAUACCACCCCGCGACUCCGACACGACGAUUCGCAGAUCCAAUUCGCAGCCAUCGAAUCUUCACCUACAGCUGAAGACUCGCAGCUCUUAACCGAUCACCAGCGCGAAGUCAAGGAGAGACAGCAGAAUGAAGCCGCAGCUAUGUUCCCUGACCUCCGAAAGAGCCCUAGGAUGAAGACGAGGCGCUCUGGGGAGAGAUUGGCGCUUAGCUCUGAUCUACCAGUGACUGAGGGCACGACGUGGGGGACGCCGAGUGUUAGUCGUGUAGGAGAGAGAGAGGAUGAUUUCAUUACCUCAUCCCCUACGCCGAGACGGGAGACGAGCACCGAGGGGUUGCUAGGGAAGGAGGAGGAGGGGGAUGUGCCGAGUUCGCCGCCGAAGGGGGAGGCAGAGGGUGGGCCGUCGGCGAGUGAUGAGUUCUGGAAUGUUACGUCAUUUGGAUCGAUUGAUUCGUUGUUGCUUGAGCAGCAUGCGCUUGGGCUGCCGGAGGUGGUGGGUGGAGAGGAGGAUGGGAGGAGUGAUAGCGAGUCUGUUUUGAUGCAAGCGCUUCCUCUACCCCAUAACGUGGAGCCAGCGGAGCAAGGCGAGCAAAUUACGCAUGAAUCGACAUUCUCGGAUGCGCUGUCAAAUCUUGACGCCAUCCGCGAGCGCGACGAUUUGACGACCGACGAGGUCUUUGUUGACGCGCAGUCCUCACCUCUACUCGAGGCACAAGCCGAUCUACCUAGCACACAGUCAAGUGGACGACGCAAGAGACGCCGUCGUAACCGGACAGGCUCAAACGGGGAUGUGAGCCGUGGGACGAGUGCGUCUGUUUCUGUCGCAGAUGAGAGCGUUGCACCGGCUGUCGAGCAGGACGAGACCCGCGCAGAGGCGGAUGCACCACCAACCACACGCAGUCGAUUCAGCCUCACUCCCUCCACCGGCUUUGAUCACACCGCCUACACCGCCUCCCCCCAACCCUCUCCCGCUCCCGAGCCCGAGACUCGGAAAACCCGAAAACGUCGCCGCGCUGCUGCGGCUGCGGAGAAGGAAUCUACCCCCGUCGUCCAGGCGCCGCGGUCUAUGCGAUCGAUGCGUAGCUCUGAUAAGCUGACUCGCGCUGCUGCUGUGUCUGAGGAACCAGCUGUGCCGGAGCAGCAGGAGGAGGAAGUGGAGGAGGAGGGGAGUAUACCCGCGCGCACGAGAUCGCGUGUUAGGAAACGCGAGAUCUCGAGUACAAUCCCUGAGACGCCUACGAAAGCUACUGAGACGAGGAGGAGGAAGUCACCGCAUGGUGAGGAAGAAGAUGAGGAUGUGGUGAUGAGGUCGCAGAGCGCGAAGAGGCAACGCGUUGAAGAAGUAGGGGAGCAGGUGGAGGAUAGUCAACUUGCCGCUGAACCUGAGAGAGAUGACGCUGAGUUGAUAACUGUUGAUACCACGCCCCGCAGCCGCCGCUCUCGUCGCGAGAGGACAUCCACGGCGAAGUGGGAGGAGAGCGAUCUUGGACAGCGGAGGAGGAGGAGCCGCGCUGUGGUUGAGGAUGAAGAAGAGACGGAUAGUCAGGUGAUGAGGGGGAAGUCGGUGGAUCUAGACUUGAAUUUGAAUUUGGAUCUUGACACCGCGUCUGGGGAGAUGGUGGAGGACUCGUUUGUGGGCACCGAUGUGAAGGGAGAAGAGGCGGAGGAUGUCAGUAUGCACGGUGCUGGGGAGGGAGGCGUGACCGAGGCGCAACGGGAGGGCGUGGCGUCCGACGACGAGGCCGAGGCGCAGAUCUGGGAUGGGAUGGCAGAGGUGCGCGAGUCGUCUGUUUCUGUUGCUGCUGCGGAGCCUGAAGUCGUUAUUAUAGAGCCUGAAGUCGCUGAGGAUGAGGCCGAUGACGAUGCGGCGAAGAAGGGCUUCACGGGCGCGACGGCGGUGGCGAUGUUCAAGGAGCUGAUGGAGGGGUUGAGGACGGGGACGGUGUCGAGGGGGGAGGCGAUGCAGAUGGAGGAGAUGGUGUGGGAUUUUAAGGCGGAGCUUUAUGCGGCUGAGAGGAGGGGAAGGGGGAGUGCUGCGUAAGCUGUGGAUGGGGGAUGGGGGUGGUGGUUCAUGCAUUCAGCGAAGGGAUUGGGAGGGAUUAGGAUAUAAAAAUAACUCGGUCGUUGGGUCGAGCGUCUUGACUGAGGGGAGAGGACAUACCCAUGCGUAUAGUACAUAAAGCAUAGCGAGCAUAGCGCGGAUGAAAGGGGGGUGGGUUUGUUUUCGGUGGGGGGGGGUAGGAUAACUGUACUGGCGUCUUUUUUUGUAUGGAGUACGGCUGUUGUAUCAUAAAGGGGAUUUUGUGGAAUUGGAG
Pseudogymnoascus verrucosus is the source of this 6264-nucleotide messenger RNA. RefSeq lists its product as uncharacterized. The record is from RefSeq and is a predicted model, not a curated record. Gene Ontology annotation, cellular component: nucleus. The transcript has a single exon. Gene Ontology annotation, biological process: telomere maintenance. The coding region runs from base 345 to 5990 and encodes 1881 amino acids. Lineage: Eukaryota; Fungi; Ascomycota; Leotiomycetes; Thelebolales; Thelebolaceae.